Molecule: messenger RNA, 1781 nt
Organism: Galdieria sulphuraria
Lineage: Eukaryota; Rhodophyta; Bangiophyceae; Galdieriales; Galdieriaceae
Product: archaeal ATPase
Exons: 2
Source: RefSeq, a predicted model, not a curated record
GCAAAUCAUGUUCUUAUCAAGACUUGUUCUAAGCUUCAAAAGACUUUCGUCGCAAUCAAGAAUUUGAGCAUUGGACUGUUGGAAGAAGAUUGAUUGACCAUUGUUGUAUUUUACUGUCGCAUAGUUUACUUCAUAGCUUGCGAUAUGUCUAGUGAGCUUGAACCAGAAACCGUAUAUGACAUGGUUGUAGUACACCGAGAAAAUGAUGUUCGUGUAGUAACACUGCAGUUAUUUCAGCUAUACACUCUCCGUAAACUUGGUCGCCCUUUCAAACCAGUCAUACCCUUUGGUCCCCACCUCUUCGGAAGUGGGAAGACGAAAUUCGUACAAAGUUACUUGGAACUGGUGAAUAAUAUGGGUGAAAGUGCACUGAUAGGUCUCGAUUACGUUGGUGAGUCUGAGAAGGCCAACCGAAGAGGUUUCCUGGAGAAGCUGAAAAGGGCUUCAUUGCUCUUUGUGGAUUUGAGGGAGUUGAAGCCCACAGAACCGAAAGAACGCAACCUAAAGUGGGCAGUCUACUAUUUGUUAGUAAAGGCUGCUUUUUUGCAAUCAGGUCUUCCGCAACCAGACCCGGACGAAUGUUUCAAGGAACUAAAACUUAGGAGUGAUGCUUUGGUCCAGAAAAUCCGUUCAAUCUUAAACAUUCCUUCCGAUCAAUAUCUCCUUGUGGCAUUUGACGAAGUUGGUGUGUUUGAUACAAAGGGAACCUUUUUUGAACUGGAGAAGAAUGACAAAGGUGUGGUUCGACCUUACAACGACUUUUUCGGUAUUAUUCGUGAGUUGUGUAAAGAACCCGACUUGUUUUUUAUAGUUGUUGGGAAAAGUGAAGGCUUAAAUAUAUAUAAUUACGUAGCUUCAGUCUCAAGGGUUCAGUUAGUGUUUAUUCCUCUUUCGCCGCUUGAGAAACAUAGUAUCGUGGAACAUUUGGAGAAAAGUUCUUGCUUUUUAUUCCCUGGGAGCCCAAAGGUUUCAGAAAUUCUUUGUCACGAAGACUUCUUAACUAGUGAACUUGCAGAGUUGUUGUUGGAAUUGACUGGUGGUGUUCCUGGUUUACUUGUUCGAGCAAUCAGUUACCUUUUGCUAAUGCUUACGUUAUUAUCUUUGUAUCGUAUUCGAUUUGAUUUUGAUGAAACUGUGCAAAUGAGCUCAAAUUCUGAUGUGUUUUUGUUUGAUCUAGUUACAGAUAUGUGUCUCUAUCGUCGAUUGGUUAUAGAACCAGACCGCAACGAACGCUAUGAAGUGUUGAUACCCAAGUUACUGAUUGAAUAUAUUGACCAAGGCUUAAAGGAUGAUCGUUUAGAAUGGUUACUUUUACAAACUCUCAAGUCUCAAUCUGUUGAUUUCUUUUAUGAGUCGAAAUGUCGAAUUUUGGAAGGUCUUAUUGCUACACUGUUUUAUUUACAUUUUUCUCGGCGUCCUAUAAACAGCUCAAUGUUUUCUACUCUUGGUCAAUUGUCUCGUGUUUGGAAUGAAAUGAAUUUACAAUUUUCUUCCGAAUCUGCUGCUUAUUAUAUGAAAUCUAUACAUUAUACCAGAGCUGUAUCAGGAACAGAGAGAAUGACAUUUGGAAGCAAUAAUGAAUGGGAAAGGAUAGUGGAAGAAAUGUUAGAAUUUGAAAAGAUAUAUAUUCCAUUUCAUUCAACAUCCCAUAGUCCAGAUAUAUUAUUCAAGUUGCAUGGAAGAACGAAUGAGAAGAACUUGAUGAUUGUGGGUAUUGCUUGUAAAGGCCGAUGGAGUCGUAAUGGUAUUCGAUGGAAUGAGAUUUGGAAGAAGCUCACAAG